Ricinus communis (castor bean) is the source of this 2016-nucleotide messenger RNA. Its product is annotated as serine/threonine-protein kinase D6PKL2. Bases 408 to 1922 code for a protein of 504 amino acids. Lineage: Eukaryota; Viridiplantae; Streptophyta; Magnoliopsida; Malpighiales; Euphorbiaceae. Gene Ontology annotation, biological process: protein phosphorylation. The record is from RefSeq and is a predicted model, not a curated record. Gene Ontology annotation, molecular function: ATP binding; protein serine/threonine kinase activity. Gene Ontology annotation, cellular component: nucleus; plasma membrane; cytoplasm. The transcript is spliced from 2 exons.
UUUAUUCUUUUAUAAAUGUUGUUUUGUUUUAGAAAAUCUGAAAGGCUUUUGUCUUCCUCGUGAACUGAAACUUUCUGUCUGUUUCUCCUUCUGUAACCAAAGAAAUGUUACAGCUGACAGGCAAAAAAAAUAAACACACAACAGACUCAAAACCCAAAAUUUCACACUCAUUGGGUCUCUCAUCACAUAUUCAAAUUUGAAAGCCGUUUUUAACAAUUCUCUCUCUGUUAUGUGAAGCCCGCUUCUUACUCUCCCUCUCUUUGACCACCUCGGUCGCUACAAACACCACUUCACCGAUUUGACUGUCACUCACUUCCUCCAUUUUUAACCCUUUCCUUCUUUUAUUUUUUUUUCUUCCUCUCUCUCACACAUUUCAUCAAACAUUUUUUCUACAUUCCCUUUUAAACAUGAAUAAAAAGAUUGAUAAUGGAGACACUGAAUCUCUUACCAGUAGCUUUCAAGAUCUUAGCUUUACUAACAGUGUUUGUAUCAGUUUAUGCAGCAGCACCAUUUCUGGGUCUGAUAAUAGUGUUAGUAGCAAUAUAAGUAAUGCUAGUAAUGCUGCUAGUGAAGCUAAAGAGAGUGAAAAGAGCACUAGCACUCUAGAUCCAAAUGAACCUAGUUUUAGAAGUUUUUGCCCUUCAAAACCCCAUAAAGGAAAUGAUAUUAGAUGGGAUGCAAUUCAAUAUGUUAAAGGUAGUAAUAAAGAUGGUGAGUUGGGGUUGGGGUUAGGUCAUUUUAGACUACUGAAGAAACUUGGAUGUGGUGAUAUAGGGAGCGUGUAUUUAGCUGAGUUAAGAGGGAUGGGUUGUUUGUUUGCAAUGAAAGUAAUGGAUAAAGGAAUGUUAGCAGGGAGAAAAAAAUUGUUGAGAGCUCAAACUGAAAGGGAGAUUUUGGGUCUGUUGGACCAUCCAUUUUUGCCAACCCUUUAUUCUCAUUUUGAGACUGAGAAGUUUUCCUGCUUGUUAAUGGAGUUUUGCAGUGGUGGUGAUCUUCACACACUACGGCAACGGCAGCCUGGCAAGCAUUUCACUGAGCAGGCUGCAAGAUUUUAUGCUUCGGAGGUGCUCCUUGCACUUGAGUAUUUACACAUGAUGGGUGUUGUGUAUAGAGACUUGAAGCCUGAAAAUGUAUUGGUUAGGGAGGAUGGGCAUAUUAUGCUGUCAGAUUUUGAUUUAUCAUUAAGAUGCUUUGUGAAUCCUACUCUUGUUCAGUCCAGUAGUGAGCCAUCUUGUAAGAUCUCUUCAUAUUGUAUUCAGCCAUCAUGUAUUGAUCCGUCCUGCAAAUUACCUGUUUGUGUAGAGCCUUCUUGCUUACAACCAUCUUGCUUUAAACCUCGAUUUUUCAACUCCAGAACAGCUAAGGUGAAAAGUGAAAAGCCAAAUUUGGCAAAUUCAGAUUCACUUCCUGUACUUAUUGCAGAGCCAACUACUGCUCGGUCCAUGUCAUUUGUUGGAACCCAUGAGUAUUUAGCACCUGAGAUAAUAAGAGGGGAUGGGCAUGGGAGUGCUGUUGAUUGGUGGACAUUUGGCAUCUUCUUGUAUGAGUUAUUACUUGGUAGGACACCAUUCAAAGGGACUGGAAACCGAGAGACCUUAUUCAAUGUGGUAGGCCAGCCCCUAAAAUUUCCUGAGGGGUCCUCUGUGAGUUUUGCUGCCAAGGAUUUAAUCCGGGGUCUGCUCGUAAAGGACCCUCAAAAGAGAUUAGGUUUCAAAAGAGGUGCUACAGAGAUUAAACAACAUCCUUUCUUUGAAAGUGUUAAUUGGGCACUCAUUCGCAGUACUCAUCCUCCAGAAAUUCCAAAACCAGUUGAUAUUUCAUCUUUGAAUCACACAUUGAAAUCAUCCUUGGCAUCAAAUGAUAAGGGAGCCAAAGACUCGGAUAGAUCAUCGGGUCCUUACUUGGAUUUUGAGUUUUUCUAGCAAAGUUUUGCCGGAGGACUCUAGGGCUUGUUUAUGAGGUGGUUGGUUACAUUGUCAGUGUGUAUUCAUGUUCUUAAUGAAAUAUUAUUUUCCA